Molecule: messenger RNA, 1260 nt
Organism: Drosophila kikkawai
Lineage: Eukaryota; Metazoa; Arthropoda; Insecta; Diptera; Drosophilidae
Biological process (GO): proteolysis
Molecular function (GO): serine-type endopeptidase activity
Source: RefSeq, a predicted model, not a curated record
ACAGCAAGAUGCUCUGGCGCUGGGAUUACCUGAUCUUGAGUAUGCUGCUCCUAGCCGAGUUCAGCCAGCUGGGCGAGGCGGUGGCGAAUAACAAACUAAGGCGGAACAGGCAACUGAGAAGCGUUAAGGCAGGCCAGUUGGCAGCCAGAAGAACCACCAACCAGGCCAGGAACAGGAAUACCAACCGAUCGACAGUAGGCACCAAGAAGCUCAACCAGCAAAGGAAAGCAACCACAACCGCCAGCAAAAACUCGGCCAAGAUCCAAUCCAGGAUUGUGGGAGGCACUACCAGCACUAUUUCUACAGCCAAGCAUCUGGUCCAGGUGCGUCGUGGCUCCAAUCUCUGCGGCGGUUCUCUCAUCGACGAGCAAUGGGUCCUUACCGCUGCCCAUUGCGUCAGGGGAUACCCAGCCUCGGACUUCAGUGUACGCGGCGGCACCACCACUCUUGAUGGCAGCGAUGGAAUCGUACGCUCUGUAGACUCCGUGCAUGUGGCGCCCAAGUUCACCACCGCCAAGAUGAACAUGGAUGCGGCGCUGCUUAAACUGAAUCAGUCCAUGACGGGCACUAAUAUAGGAACCAUCACCAUGGCCACCUCCCAGCCCAAGGCAGGCUCAAAGCUAAGGGUAGCGGGUUGGGGUGUCACCUCGGAAGGCAGCUCAUCGGCCUCCAGAACCCUAAGGGCGGCCCAGUUAAAGGCGGUGAAGAGGAACAGAUGCAAGAACCUAUAUCGCGGGAGGGCCACCAUUACGAAUUACAUGAUCUGUGCCACCGGAGCUGGCAAGGAUUCGUGCAGCGGCGAUUCGGGCGGUUCAUUGUCCAGGAACAGCACCUUGUAUGGUAUUGUUUCCUUUGGGUAUGGCUGCGCCAGAUCCCGGUAUCCUGGUGUCUACACAGCCGUAAAUGCCAUUCGUGAUUGGGCCAACAACGUAAUGGCCAACAAUUGAGGUUUUUACACAAGGAAAGAUCACUCAGUAAAUUAUAUUUUUUAAAUGUUUUGUAUUAUUUAGAUCUUUAAAAAUGCAUUUGGCUCUUUUCUUUGUAUUAAUUAAAGAUGUAAAGAUGACUUUUUUAACUAAGAAAACAUAGUUUUGAUCUAAAUGUAUAUUAAAUUCCUUAAUUGAUAUGAAAAUAUAUUAAUAUUAAUUAAGAUAUACCAUAUUUUUGCAUCUUAAUUUGAUAUUUAAGGCCACUUUUUGACCCUCAUGAAAUGUGAAUAUUCUCUUUUGUUUAUAAAGUCUGAAGGACACUUGAUGUUAA